GAUGUUUUCGAAUGGGGUCGUCGUGACUGGCGGCACAUUCAUUCAAGAGAACCGGACGGAUGUCGGGUAUCGCGGAGGGCUCUCGUCUUUGAAGGAGGCGGUCGCCUCCAGCGCAUUCCACGACUCGGGAGAAAGGUUCGACCCGCCAAAAUGCCAUCCCAACACGCGGGUCGCCGUCAUCCAACAUAUCAUGGACUGGAUCACUGGGAAGAUCGACGCGGACACCCUCAUUCUCUGGCUGUACGGUCCAGCAGGAGCAGGAAAGUCGGCUAUCGCGCAGACGAUUGCGGAGCUCUGUCACAAAGAAGGAUUACUCCUAGCGACCUUCUUCUUUUCAAGAACUGAUCCGACCCGCAACAACGUCCAGCGACUAGUUGCGACUCUCGUGUACAAAGUCAUUCUAUCGAUUCCUGCAACCCGGCCCCUUGUCGAACAGAUCCUCGAGGGCGAUCCCUUGAUCUUCAAGACCUCGCUCGAGACGCAGUUCAAGAAGCUGAUUAUCGAGCCUCUCGUCCAUCUCUUUCAAACCGGCGUCUUCCAGCAAAUUCGUUUUCCUCCCCUCGUCAUCCUCGACGGCCUUGAUGAGUGCAUCGACCGUGAUUCCGAACGCAUCCUCCUCGAAGCACUUCCACGCUCGAGUCGACAGCACCAACUUCCUUUGAAGUUCCUCAUCGCCAGUCGCCCUGAGCAGAUACUCAAUGCUACCUUCAAGUCAUCUGCUUUGAAGCCUUUGACAUAUCGCCUCCCUCUCAACAAUGACUACAACCCCGAUGACGAUAUCCGCACGUUCCUUCUCAGCAAGUUUGAAGAAACCAGGAGUACUCACCCGGUCGGAUCCUCCAUUCCCUCGUCGUGGCCGUCCGAUGAAGAUGUUGAUAGAUUGGUCUCGAAGUCGUCCGGGCAGUUCAUCUAUGCGUCAAUUGUAGCCCGCUUCACCUCGUCCCUUCGCCAGGACCCUCGCGAUCGCUUGCGCAUCGUGCUCGGCCUAAAGCCACCACGUCGCGAUCUACCCUUCAUGGAGUUAGACGCGCUCUAUACGCAAAUUUUAUCGUCCGUUGAGGACAUUGACACCGUCCUCAAAAUUAUCGGCGUGUCGAUUGCGUUAUCGGAACAUACUGGGAUCAUUGCAGAGCCCCACGCCAUACCACGGAUCGAGAAAGUCCUCGAUCUCGAAGAUGGGGCUUCAAUAGAGUUGCCGCUGGGCGAUCUCAGCUCCCUUGUCGAGUACGAUACUUCCCAAUGUCGCAUCAAGUUCCACCAUGCGUCCUUUACGGAUUUCCUUCUGGAUAAACAGCGAUCUCGAAAUCUGCAUAUUGACACCCCUUUGGUGUAUUCAGAUAUCGUGCGUUGGGCUCUUCGGGUGCACGACGAUCCAGAUAUCAACGUCGUCGAAGUUCACCACAUAUCUGUCCACUUCGAGACCUACUGCCAACAAGCAGCGCCAACAAUUGAACUGCGGCAGGAUCUUUGGGAUCUUUCCUUACCUGAUUGGACGUCAUCUAUGGCCACUUCAGACAAGACAUUACAUUCCAUGUCGACGACGUUCGGAAUCAGCCCACCAACAGGGCCUUUUUCUUUCGCGUAUCUAUUCCUAGCUGGAGCGGGACAAAUGGCAUUUGCAGAUGCUCGAGCACUUCAUGUCCACCACCAUGACCUGUUAAAUCAGUACAUGACUGGCCUCACUCAGGAUCAUAUUCUUCCCAAUGCCCUUGCAUUACUCCUCCUUUUGGGAGUUGGCCGUUUGUCCCUAUCAUCCGAAUGGCUGCGCACCGGUCAGCCUCGACGGUAUAUACAAUCACAUUUUGAGAGGUUCAUAUAUGGGCCAAUGUGCGUAGGGGAAUCCGACACUUUUCAAAAAGCUAUUACCAGCAUUUUCCAACUUUCCGGCGCGGACCUCCUCUGGGAAGAGAAUACAAUCAAUUUACUCAAAUUCAAGUGUUCGGAAAUGUGGGAUAUCGAUAUGGACGUCUUUGAGGUGCACCGGUUUCCUGCCGGAUACGAGGACUUCCUCCUGGACUUCUUCUCGGACCCCAGACGGCCAGAAGGGCUCCGUCUGAGUAGCGAACGCUACAGCGCUCUGGCGCUGACUUGCAUGAAGUAUCUAUGCCGCCCCUCUCGCCGGAGUGCAGAUCCGCGUUGUCGCCCUUUCACUGAAUGGGCACGAAAGUCGCGAAACGCGCCGUGGGUCUGGCGUAGACUACGACAAAAUCCUCGUCUUCUUCCCUGGGUCGGAAAGCAAUGGCGCUAUUGGCGCCGCUUCGGCGUCCGCAAGUCUGCGAUUUGGUGGGACGGUCUAGAGGUAUGGGACACUGGCGAGCGACUGCUGAACGAACUCGAUGACUCGAGGUGGUCGGACGCCCGGGAAUUCCGUGCGAUAGCCGCAGACGAGCGGUCGCUGCCCCUCCGCACGUUUGCCCUCGCUCUGCAUUUGCUACCGCAGAUUCUCGAGCAGGCAUCUCAGUCGGAGGUGCUUGUUGACGCGGUGUCAAGAGGCGUGUUCCACCCGACAAACGUCUUUUUCUUUCAUCGGACUAGACGGGCGAAGGAAGCGAUUAGGAAGUACCUCGACCGUUCUGGCAUUAGCGUGGAUAUGUG
Molecule: messenger RNA, 2595 nt
Organism: Cyclocybe aegerita
Lineage: Eukaryota; Fungi; Basidiomycota; Agaricomycetes; Agaricales; Hemipholiotaceae
Source: the annotation of a GenBank genome assembly